UGCGGCCAAAGCGAAGACGUCAUUGUGCGCUCGUCCACAUCACAGUAGCAACAUCACCAACAAACUGUUACUUAAGUAAGCCGGCUUAUUUAUAACCUUAAAGCUGGAAUUAAAGAAGAUGCGACAUAAGACAGAGGGGGAGCGCCGCUCGAUGUUGUGACGCAUGCGCGGCUUCGACCCUACGGAGCCGGCUAGAGGAGCCGGCGCUGCACAAAGCGAGUACCCGCCGCCGCCGGCACGCACUGACCCGGCCCAACAUAUAUGUACCGCGACUACUGGACACGUUUGCAACGCACUUUCAUCUCCUGCUAUUAAAACGAGCAUGUGAUAAAACUGAACGCUGAAACGUAGCGUAUCGUAGUGUUUCUUUAGUAGCCAACUCAAAGUUAUCAUGUACAAGACGGUGAGACACGGUGAGAACAGUCUGCAGUACACUAUUCUGCCGCAGACGGAAGAAGUGUUGAGCAACAGCGGUCUCAAGGGCAAGGGACGCGACUACAGCCCCUCCAUUAAAGUCCGCCGCACCCAGAAGGGGUAUAAUUUGAGAUGUGUUUUAACGGUAGUUUUUGUAAUUGUUGGCACGCUCUCUAUAUCAUAUCUUCCGGUGUACUUUAUGCAUGUGGCUCGGGAGAACCGUAAAAACGAAAUUUGCUCUACUGCUUGCAGGGAAAUUAAAACAAGGAAGAAGGAACUCAAGUUUAUGCCCGAAUUCAUUACAACCACAAAUGACAAACUUGAGACAACCACGCAAUCUUUAGUAACAUCUCCAAAUAUCCUUACAACCGUUAUCCGUGAAAGGGCGACGACUCCGCCGUGGACGAUGCCCGCUUUGAGGUCUUGGAAGGGCUUAACACCCGCGACGACGCUGCGGCCCGCACCGACUGAAAAUAUAGAGAAAAUUCCCCUAAUCGGCACUCCAUCUGGCAGCGUCCGCUUAUUAGAUAACUAUAUGUCUGUGAAACCCUGGGAGAAGGACAUCAUAAUAAGACCCACAGUUACCCCGGAACCGAUGACCGUUCGAAGUAUAUUUAAGUAUUAUUCCCAAUUCGGUGCUACUUCGGAUAAACCUAUUACUAGUAAUAUGAAAGGGGAUGAUGUGUUAAUCACAACCAGGGCAACAUCCACGCCAUCACCAAUAACAACGGAGUCAACAACGACAUUGCCAAUACUUGAAGACGAGCAAUCUUUGGAAAUCGACGACGUGUUCUCGCUAUCUACAUUGAAGGGAGAUCCGGGAAUAUCCGGCCCGAUCGUGGACUCUGGUGAAGUGACAGUAUCUAAGGCGACAGGUGGCUGGUAUGGAGCUCGAUGGCCAUUCGUCGAUCCUUCAUCUUAUUUCCAAUGGACGGGUUACUCGGUGGCGGACAAUAUGUUACUGCCGCUGCUUAUGACUGCUAUGUUCUCCAUUAUCCUCGUGCUGGUACUGGCGCUGACACUACGUCGUCGCAAGAGAACAUCCACGGCUUCUGAACAGAUUGGGAAGUUAACUGCCGAUCUUCAAGAUGAUGUUACUAACCUUCUGCAGGCUGAAAAUCCUGAAGAUCCCGAGGAAUGAACUACACAAACCAGAUCGCUUGUUCAUGUAGCUUCUUUAAGAGUACAAGUAACAGUAUGCCUUAUGUACAAUUGAAAUAAAGCUUAUAAUCCCAAUGUCCUUAGUUGUACAUUAGGCAUCAGAGCACAGUAUAAUCAUUUAUUAGCUAAAUAUGUAGUUUUGAGAUGACAAAAGACAGGCAUAUCCGAGUAUACUCUUUUACGUAUCGGUUUGAAUCUUUCAAUGCCUGUUAUUUGUAAAUAUACGGUUUGUAGGACCUGCGUCGCACAGGUCAAUGGAUAUGGUUUGCAUAUUCAGAGAUACGAUAUAAUAUUGUGUAGGUAAGUCUAUUUUGUAAUCGCAUUACAUAUUGGAAUGUAAUUUAGAUAUGUAUUAUUGUGUCAAAUGCCAAAGUUGCUAAAAUUAUUUUUGUUACAAAUUAUAAUCUACAUUCAUAAUUUUUAAAUGACAUUUGGCUGACACUGCUGGGUAGAUGUAGAAUUAAAUUAAAUUUUCGAUAUACCGACAUAUAAGCGAUAUUAGAACGUUAUCAUGAGCUUGCUAGACAGUUUUUAUCAUCGCUGAAUUUAUUUUAAAUACAUAAAUACCUAUGAGACAUAAAUAUUGACGUAUUACGUAUAUCAUAUCUCUGAAAACUCAAAUAUACGACUCGACAGUAUUAACUAAAACCCUGUGGUAUAUAUGUAAUUCUACAUAGUCGUACAUAUAUGUGUAGUUACGAUAGGCUAAGUUCAAAUUUAUUAUCGAUCUUGAUGUAACACGUUUUUAUGUCGCAUUCUAUUUGUCCAUUUCUUAUUCGUGUAUCUAUGGCACGUUUUAUAUGCUGCGACAGAUUCCAAGAUGGCGUCAUAAAGCGAGGGAAAGCACAGCCCCUUGAAACAAAAGGUCUUCGUAGCAAUCACGCGAUUGCUUCUUACCGCAAGCGAUUUACUAGUUUCCUACAUUGACAAUAGGUUUGCAUUUGAAGUUUUCUCGAAUGUUCAUCGCAUAAUGUUCCUUAAAUUUUCAAUCUAAAGAGAUGCAGUUUGCUUCAUCUGUAUUUAUUCUUUCCAUAUUAUAGAAAUAAGACUGAUAUGUUGCAUUUUACUAUACUCGAUUUACUAAGUUGUGUUUAUUAAAAGGAGUGGUAUUACAAACUGAAUGUGAGAAAAUUUGUGGGAGGAGCAUCAGGUAAAUGUGAUAAAUGUAUUAGAUGAUUGAAAAAUAUUUUCCAUAUAUCUUCAUAUCAGAAUUUGCAGUUUAAAGGUUUACUAUAAAAAGGUAAGGUCUAUCAAAGAUAUUUCUGGAACAAAAUAAAAUUUGAAGGAUUUCGAAAUUGUUCGUGUGCUUCCGAAGAUAAGAAAAUGAACCAUGUUUUGUUGAAAGUGUUCACUUCAGGUACCUAAAAAAAUGUUUUGUUUCACUUCAUCAAUUGAGAUAAUAUUGUUUCUAUACAUGUUUUAGCAGUGAAAACUCAAGUAUCAAAAGUGUACUAACAUAACCGAAUCGCACGUAUUGAUAAGAUUUAGGUACCGUACCGGAUUAGCUUGUGACGAGUUUCAUGUUAAGGCAGAGUGGUUAUUUUUUACGCUGGACAUCCAUCAUGUAUAUAAGCAAAUAAAUAAAUUAUGUUUUUCC
Papilio xuthus (Asian swallowtail) is the source of this 3172-nucleotide messenger RNA. RefSeq lists its product as uncharacterized. The transcript is spliced from 4 exons. The coding region runs from base 392 to 1555 and encodes 387 amino acids. Lineage: Eukaryota; Metazoa; Arthropoda; Insecta; Lepidoptera; Papilionidae. The record is from RefSeq and is a predicted model, not a curated record.